Exophiala spinifera is the source of this 405-nucleotide messenger RNA. RefSeq lists its product as uncharacterized. The transcript is spliced from 2 exons. NCBI's taxonomy places the organism in Eukaryota, Fungi, Ascomycota, Eurotiomycetes, Chaetothyriales, Herpotrichiellaceae. The coding region runs from base 1 to 405 and encodes 134 amino acids. The record is from RefSeq and is a predicted model, not a curated record.
AUGGAGAAGUGGUUCAACAGCCGACUUUUCGAACACAACCCGAAGCUGAGUCUCCGGAAUUGCAAGCUUGUGCUCUGCCACUUGGAUAUUGCGCCUCGAAAUCUCUUGUGGCAGGAAGAUGGCUCUCUCUGUCUUCUUGAUUGGGCAUCUGCAGGCUACUGUCCAAGGUUGUUCGAGUUCUGUGCUCAAUGGAUCAUCGAAGGAAAGGACGGCAGCUUCAAUUCCAUUCUUUUGAACUCGAUGAAUCCCCUCUCAGAUAUCGAGCUAGGACAGAAAGAGGCGAUUUUGUGUUUUUGGAGGAAUAUCCAAAAGUAUUCUUUAGUACCAAGUGGCAUCAAGAAAUGCUUCGAGUUUUAUCCCAGUACCUCCUCCGCCGAUGCCGGAAUACCCACCAGGCUGGAAUGA